Molecule: messenger RNA, 1774 nt
Organism: Phytophthora nicotianae INRA-310
Lineage: Eukaryota; Oomycota; Peronosporomycetes; Peronosporales; Peronosporaceae
Exons: 1
Coding region: 95-1696 (533 amino acids)
Cellular component (GO): FACT complex; nucleus
Molecular function (GO): nucleosome binding; histone binding; DNA binding
Source: RefSeq, a predicted model, not a curated record
CAGUAAGUUGUUCUUAAGUUGUUCUUCCUACGCGCCAAAAGCUCUAGCACUUAUCGCAGGAACGGAGCUCCACCUAUUUGCUAGCUGCUUCUCCAUGUCGGACACGACGCUGAGCAACGUGUUCUGGGGCCACAGCGCCGGUGUGCUGGUGCUCUCCGCCUCUGGUUUGCUGUGGCGCAGUCGCACGACCGAGAGCCAGAAGAAACUGCUGAAAGAUGACAUCGUGACGCUGUUGUGGACUCCGGUGGGGCCCAAGACGCACCACCUUAAGGUCUACCAGAAGGGCGGCAAGUACGUGCGCUUCACGGGGCUCAAGGCACAGGACGUGGCACAACUCAAAAACCACGUGGAGAGCCACUUUGACCGCGAGCUGGAGCAAGAGAAGGUGGCAGCGGCCGGUGGCAACUGGGGCGACAUGAAGUUCGAGGGCCCCAACCUCAAUUUCCGCACAGCCAACGCCAGUGUCAUGGAGUUGCCACUGGAGCAGAUUUCCCAGUGUGCUCUACCCGGUAAGAACGAAGUGGAGCUACAGUUCCACGAGGACGACACAGUGGCUGGAGAUGAGGAGACACUCGUCGAGAUGCGACUGUACUUGCCUCCAGGUGACGGGGAGGACGAAGUUGUCACAGCCGAGGAGUUCCGUCAGGAGGUACUGGAGAAGGCAAACAUCCGCAGUGUCAUGGGGAAGAGUAUCGUGGAUCUGGACGAGACCAUCGGCACGUUCCUCACUCCUCGCGGUCGCUACGGAGUCGAGAUCUAUGGCUCGUUCUUGCGUAUGCACGGUAAGACGUUCGACUACAAGAUCAUGUACUCGAACAUCAACCGCUGUUUCCUCCUGGAACUGCCCAAUGGCAUCAACACAGCGUUUGUCAUCAGCCUCGAGGAGCCUAUUCGUCAGGGUAAGCAGGGAUACCCUCAUCUGGUGCUGCAACUGAGCAAGAACGACGUCCACAUCGACGUCAACUUGUCGUCCGAGGAGAUCAAAAAGUACAAUGGCAACAUCCACGAACGGAUGUCCGGCGCGUUGCCUCAGAUCGUCGCUACUUUGUUCAAGUUCAUCAUCGGCAAGAAGGUUUACACUUCCGGUAAAUUCAAGACUCACAGUGGCGACCGAGCGGUCAAAUGCGCCGUCAAGGCCCAGAGUGGAGUUCUGUUCCCACUGGAAAAGUCGUUCAUGUUCAUCCACAAGCCCACGACCUUCAUUCGCUACGAGGAGAUCGACUACAUCGAGUUCCAGAGGUAUGCCGGACAGAGUGGGUCCUCUGCGAGUCGCAACUUCGACCUGCUCGUGAGCUGCAAGUCCGUGGGUGGUGAGGCAGCGCGCGAGUACAUUUUCUCUGCUAUCGAUCGACGCGAGUUCCCGGAGUUGAGUCAGUUUUUGACGUCCAAGAAGCUGCGGAUCCGUAACCUGAAGGAGAGUCAUGCGGCUGCCCAACCAGGCUCGAAGAAACGCGACUUUAACGAGUAUUUAGAGGAGUUAGGACCAGAGGAGGGCGAGAUCGAAGACGACGAGGACGAGGAGGACUCGGACUUUGGGCCAGGCGACGACUCUGGCAGUGAGUCGAGUGACUUUAGUGAUGAGGAGCUCAGUGGGAAGGACUCGGACGAGGAGGAUGCUGAGGAAGGAGAGGAGGCAUCCAAGAAGGACAAGAAGAAGAAGAAGAAGCACAAGAAGCACAAGUCCAAUGAUGAGUAAAUGUUGCAGAGGCAAUAGCUGGAGACCAGACUAGGUCGCGUUCCAAUACAUACACCUUUUGACAAUUUUUUUGUGAGA